Myxocyprinus asiaticus (Chinese sucker) is the source of this 4034-nucleotide messenger RNA. Its product is annotated as activity-dependent neuroprotector homeobox protein 2-like. Lineage: Eukaryota; Metazoa; Chordata; Actinopteri; Cypriniformes; Catostomidae. The transcript has 3 exons. The record is from RefSeq and is a predicted model, not a curated record. Gene Ontology annotation, cellular component: nucleus. Bases 558 to 3269 code for a protein of 903 amino acids. Gene Ontology annotation, biological process: regulation of gene expression.
GCCAUGUUUUUCAGCUGGAGUGGGAUGAUGUUUUACUGAGGGACAAUCAAAAGUGGGCAAAUCUUGUGCUCGGUUCAGAUUCAACAGCCGAUCACCAAUGCGAUAAGGAACGCGGAUUGAGCGCAACUCGGAUGCCUCACACUCAAGUAGCUGAUUCCAUACUGCGCGCCUUGCAGUGACGCCGGAAGAAAACGCACGCACGUACGCACGCAGACAUCCAUCCACUCAAUCGGCAGUUCUGAGCCAGAACAGGUUUAUGAUAAAACUUAUAAUCAUUCGAGUAACAUGAGCUAAGAAGGACUGAAGUAUAUGUCUCCCAUAAAUACUAUUAAGGCAGGCUUGGUUUCAAAUAAUUAUACUUUACCAAAAGCAUCUAACAGGCAGGUUAAUACAGGCGCUAGGUACAUGGUUACAACGAGCUGUAUAUUUAUAACUAAGUUAAGAAUUAAGAAUUGAGGCUAAUCUGGAGGAGGCGCUUCGCUUGCUUUGAUCUGACCACGAUUAUUAUCGGAAAAUGAACAGAAAAUGUUUUGGUGUGUGACAGGGUGCCGACAGCGAUGUAUUGCGUUUUCAUUUACAGGAUCGGCAAAAUGUAUCAGAUUCCAGUAAAGAACCUGACAAAACUCAGACGACCAAGGAAACGUGUCAAAAGUAUUUUGUGUGACAUUGGGAUGCAGCAAUGUCAAGACCUAAUAGAGACAUACAAAGGCUUUGAUGCUGGUGAUUCAAGUUUCAACAACACUGACUGGGAUGAUCUCAGUGAUGGUCAUGUUGGCAAAUGGAAAAGAAAGUAUCCAUACCGGAGCCAGACACUGUGUUGCAAUCUAUGUGGGUACUCCAGCCGGUCAGUAACCACAUUUAGAAGUCAUAUUCAUCGCUACCACAAGGAGGAGUUGGACCUGGCCAGUCUGUUAAUGUGUCCUUACUGCCCAUUUGUUAGCACUCCAAAAGUCACAGAGCAACACAUUAGGUUUUUCCACAUCCUGUCUUCAAAAGCCAAGCCCACGUUUUUUCAAAACUACACCAGCCACACUUUGGCCCACGCACCAAAAACUGUGUCAGUUACAGUCUCUGCCGAUGCUGCCGAUGACAGAUAUAUCUGUGCAACCUGUGGGUAUCAUGACUCUUUAAUAUAUGUAAUGAAAAAGCACGUCUUGGUAAACCACUAUGCUGCAUUAUUGGAUCGUUACUUUGGGCUUGGAUCAGAUAAUACACAGAAGGGUGAUGGUGAGCAAAAACGUGAUGGCACCACUGCGAAAUAUUACUGCAAAGUGUGCAAAUUGCCAGCGGAGACUAUUGAGCAUCUGCUCUAUCAUAUUUUGAGUUCGGAGAUGCACAAGGACCUUCACUGGCAGAUAAUGCCUUCCAUCAUUGAAAAAGACUGCACAAACCAAAUUGUUGGACAACAGAAUCUGCUAAGCCUUGCACCAAAAGCAAUGCAACAGGUGACGUUGCUUGCAAGACCGAACUAUAUGCAGCAGCAAACAAAUGGAAAUGGUGUCAACAAGCCUAACGGCACAGUACUUCUGGCUGGGCCGAGCAACACUGCUUUGUUUUGCUCUCCUGGCUCAGGGCAGAUGUUUCUGUCCCCACAAACACAAGCUUUACUCUCAGGCACAGCUGUGACUAUGCAUCAACAGCCCCCCUCUGGGAUCCCACAAGUCAUGCCUACCUCACCAGUGGUGAAGUCUAUUAAUAUGAUGGUGCCAAACAUGCCACAAAGUGCACCCAAUACAUUGCCCAUUACUAUGACCGUUCCCAGGCGACCACAAGCUCAGCAAUCACAGCAGGUUCUUUUUCCACCCGCUGUUCAGGUCAACCUCCCAGGCGAAAUGGGUGUACGUCCACCCUUCCUUGUUACCCAAGGUCUUCAGCUGAAUCAGUCAGUUCCCAGAGCUCCUCUCUUAGCCUCCCAGUCUGUGCGUCUCAUUCCAACAGGCAACAAAGUAAACGGUGUUCCGACCUACACUCUAGCACCUGUUCAAGUCACAAUGCCUGUCCAGGGCAGUCCUGCUCAAAUGGUUUUGACACAAAACACUCCUCAGAUCAGCCAGCCUACAAAUACGGCAGUAGUGCCUGCUGGUCUUAUGCCUACAUGUCAGAGGGCAAUAAAUAAAAAUAGUGUACCAAACAAGUUGGCUGUGCUUGCUCCGUUUUUGAAAAAACAUGAUGAUCGCACUGUCAAGUGUCUGAAGUGCAAGAUUUUCCUGAGAGAGCAGGGAAUUUUUCAGCAUCUGUUGCAUGGCUUGAAGUGUCUGUUCUGCCCUCUGAUGUUCUACUCCUUCAAGCAAGUCAUGGAGCACUCAAAUAAAGAGCACAGUCUCAAAAUCAAAGAAAACCGCAAUUUCAUAAAAGAACAGUUUAAUCUUGAUAGUGACAGUGAGGGCACCCUGAUAUUUACUACCUUUAAUUUAAACACAGAUGUGCCCAAGGAUCUCCUUGAAAACAGAGAACUCAACCUUGCACUGAUCACCAGCUCUCAAGAUAAAAUUUACAUAAAAAUGUAUCCAGAUAAGGCAGAAUACGCAACCACAUUGAAGGCAACAUCUACCAAGUGUCCAUUUUGUCCAGUCAAGUUCGAGAUCUCUGAAGAUUACGAGCAGCAUCUUCAAGCAAAACACCACACCGUUCCCACCAUUCAUGCAAUAUUAAAAACUCCUGCUUUCAAAUGCGUAUAUUGUUUUGGAGUGUAUUCUGAAAAAUCGACACCAAAAACAAUCUCCAUCCAUGUGCAACGGUGUCGCUGUGCUCCACAAGCAGUCAAGGAUGCAGAGAGGCAACUGAAUCCAGAUCCAAUAGGACACACUGAUGGUGAAUUCAACAAUUCUGCUCAGGUGGGAGAUUCUUCAGAAAUUGCCAAUCAGGGUGGGAAGGAUUUUGUCAAGGCAAAGAGAGAGGUAAAUGUGCAGAAGAGCAGAAAAAGGAAUCAGAGAGUUUCAAAGGCAGAAGUCCCUCAAACUCCAGUCCAGCUUGUCUUGGACCCAGCAGAGAUGGCAUUUGCAUCUUUUGAAGACAGAAAAGUAUUCCUUUCAAGGUACUUCCACCUCAAGCCAUACUUGACAAAGGCUGAAACCGAAAUGCUUGCUUCCCGUUUGUAUAUAAACAAAGCUGAUGUAAAGACUCACUUUAAUUCCAAGCUCACCAAGUGCUUGAAAGCAAUUCAGAAGAAGAAGGUUCGUGUGCGUCUUGGGUUCAGAAUGAAUGAUGUUAACAAGUUGAAACAUAAUCUCUUCAUUCCAGAGGUGCAGCCUGUUAAACAAAUUGUAUAAAGGUGUUUAGUAGAUGGAAGAUUUUUGUAUACAGCAUGUUCAGACUAGGAUGUCAACCAUUGUAAGAUGUUUAUUUAAAAUGAUUGGAUUUCCACAUUUAUGAGAUGGUUUCCUCUUGGCUUUUGUCAGUUCUGAAAAGGGGAAAUUACAGCAAUGCUGAAAAGUAAUUCGAUCACCAACCUUGAACUCUACACUCUACAUUUUUGUAUUUUUGUUGUAUAUAGUUCAUAUGACAAUGAUGUUCAGACGUUUUUGUACACAACUUUACUGUAAAAAAAACGCUCAGUUUUGCAUUUUAUAUUGAAGUCAUAUAUGUUUGGGACACUUAAUAUAAAUUUGGGGAAGGCUGUAUUGAAAUAGUCCUGCAUCUAACAUUUAUACUAGGACUAUAAAGAAAGUGAAGGUAUGGUAAACUAUUACCACUAACUGACAAACCAGUUAGCAUUUUAUCAGCUGCAUCACUGUGAGGGACACUUUAUAGUGUUUGUAUGUUCAUUCUUUCAUAAAGUACACUGUUAUUUCAGAAAUUUUAAAAAGAUAAGUGCCUCUGUGUCCUCUAAUAUUUUCAGUUGUAUUUGACCCUCAAAUUAAACGUGACUAAACAUUACAAGUGUGUUUUAGUCAGUAAAGAUUUGAUUGCGAUUUACCAAAUAUGAUUUCCCAUUUUUAUUAAUUUAUUGGUAAAGACGGUUCUCAUAAUGUGCGUUUUAAAUAUCUGUCAGCCGCGUCGAUCGACUUGAUCUGGAUUAAUUUAGUUCCCCCUUC